GAAAGUUCGAAAGCAAUUCUGAAGUUGUACAUCUCCGCCGGCGCAUCGCUUCACCCGCGCCCGUUUGCGCCCACACACACCAUGGACGAUCUCGAGCAGCUCGAGCUCCUGUCCCUUGUGUCCAAGGUGACGUCGGAAAUCGACAACCACAUGGGCGUGUCGGACAAGACGAUUGCAGAAUUCGUCAUUGCUGAGCACGCCAACUGCUCAUCUCCAAAUGACUUCGCCACGAAGCUGGAAGACUACGAUUUCCCCAAGAGCCUGGCAGAGAGCAUCGAUCGCCUGAUACGCACGCUCCAUCCCAAGUACAAGAGUGGGAAGAAAGCAGAGACGAGGGAGGCGAGUGGAGAGAAGGACAGCGAGGGCAAAAGAGACAGGUUCAAAGGCCUGGCCCUGCCGGACAAGGAACCUCCCAAGGUUGCAGAUGAAGGCGAGAAUGCGCUGGACGAUACGUUUGCGCUGCUCGAGUCCAUGGCCGGUCCUCCGAAAGCAAAUGCGACUCGGAAACGAAGCAUCAGUCCCGUUGCUAAGGCCCCUCUGGAGCAUCGUAGCAAGCGCAGCAGACGAUCUCCGUCCAGGUCUUUGUCGCGCAGCCCACGGCGUAAGGAAAAGCACGACGACUUUCUCUUCGAGGAUGAGUUCGGACGAACGAGACCUUAUCCUUCCAACCAUAAGGAACGUGGACACAAAGAGCGCGGACGAAGUAGACGGAACGAUGACUAUGACCGCCCACCGCAGCCGCAAAUGGACGACGCUCCAGUGCUCUACAAAGUCUACGACGGGCGAGUGACGGGGGUCAAGGACUUUGGUGUAUUCGUGAAUCUGGCAAAUGUCAAGGGCAAGGUCGACGGCUUGGUCCAUGUUUCGGCGAUGGCGGAGUACAAAGUCAACCACCCUUCCGAUUUGGUGGCGAGGGAUCAGAAAGUGAAGGUCAAGGUCAUGAAGGUGCAGGACCAGAGGGUCUCGUUAAGCAUGGCCGAAGUGGACCAGGCGACCGGACAGGACCUCAACCCUGGGCGAAGACUGCAGAGUGCUACGGGCGCCAACGCUGUUGGCCUGAAUGGUAGCACGCCGAGCAAGUACGGGCAGCUGGAUUCCGCCGUUCCCGUCAUCGAAGGCAAUGGUGUCGGCAGGAGACCGAAGAAGCGCAUGACCAGUCCAGAGCGGUGGGAGAUUAGGCAGCUCAUAGCCUCAGGCGUGAUUAAAGCAUCGGACUAUCCUGAUCUGGACGAGGACUACAACGCGGCAGUGAACGGAGAGGAGAUUGAAGAGGAGGAGGACAUCGACAUUGAGGUCAAAGAAGACGAGCCGCCAUUCUUGGCUGGACAGACGAAGCAGUCUUUGGAGCUGAGUCCGAUCCGUGUAAUCAAAGCACCCGACGGAAGUAUGAAUCGUGCUGCAAUGCAGGGCGACGUGCUCGCGAAGGAGAGACGCGACCUCCGCCAACAAGAGUCGCAAGACAAAGCAGCGCAGGAAGCCGCAAAGACUGAUCUGGGCCAGGAAUGGAACGACCCGAUGAUUGCACCUGGCGAACGGCGGUUUGCGUCAGACCUAAAACCAUCCAAGCAAAACGGCGCAGGAUCAGACAUGCCGGAGUGGAAGAAAAUCGCAACCGGCAAAGGCGACAUGGGCAAGAGAACGAGCAUGUCAAUCAAAGAUCAGCGUGAAUCCCUACCCGCGUUCAAAAUGCGACGACAAUUUCUCGAUGCGGUGCGGCAGUAUCAACUCCUCAUCGUGGUCGGAGACACUGGGAGCGGGAAGACCACACAGCUUACACAAUAUCUUGCGGAAGACGGCUUCGCAAACGAGGGCAUGAUUGGAUGUACCCAGCCCCGACGCGUUGCAGCCAUGUCCGUCGCGGCCAGAGUCAGCGACGAGGUCGGGUGCCGACUCGGUGAAGAGGUUGGCUACACCAUCCGAUUCGAAGACAAGACGAGCGACAAAACGAGGAUCAAAUACAUGACCGACGGAAUCAUGCAACGAGAAAUUCUACUGGAUCCGGAGCUCAGUCGAUACAGCGUGAUUAUGCUGGACGAGGCGCACGAGAGAACAAUUGCGACAGACGUGUUGUUUGGAUUGCUGAAGAAGACGCUGAAAAGGCGACCGGACAUGAAACUCAUCGUGACAUCCGCAACUCUCGAUGCGGAGAAGUUCAGCACGUAUUUCAACGAAUGCCCCAUCCUCAGCAUUCCCGGACGCACCUUUCCGGUCGAGAUCAUGUACUCACGCGAGCCCGAAUCGGAUUACUUGGACGCGGCGUUGACAACAGUCAUGCAAAUCCACCUGACAGAACCGCCGGGCGAUAUCUUGUUGUUCUUGACGGGUAAGGAAGAAAUUGACACGUCUUGCGAGAUUCUCUACGAACGCAUGAAGGGUUUGGGGCCAAGCGUGCCCGAGCUGGUCAUUCUGCCCAUCUACGGAGCGUUACCAUCAGAGAUUGCGUCGAGGAUCUUUGAGCCGGCUGCAGCUGGGUCAAGGAAGGUUGUCAUUGCAACCAACAUCGCCGAGACAUCAAUCACCAUCGACGGGAUUUAUUUCGUUAUUGAUCCCGGCUUUGUCAAACAGACUGCGUACGACGCAAAGUUGGGUAUGGACCGCCUGCAAGUUACUCCGAUUUCCCAGGCCCAGGCGAAGCAAAGAGCCGGAAGAGCUGGACGGACGGGGCCAGGAAAGUGCUUCAGGUUGUACACCGAAUCGGCAUUCCAGUCAGAAAUGUUGCCCACGACGAUUCCAGAAAUCCAGAGACAGAAUUUGUCGAACACAAUCCUUAUGCUGAAGGCCAUGGGGAUCAAUGAUUUACUGGGGUUCGAUUUCAUGGACCCGCCGCCGACAAACACUAUGCUUACGGCUCUGGAAGAGUUGUACGCGUUGUCAGCGCUGGACGACGAAGGCCUUUUGACAAGGCUGGGACGCCGCAUGGCAGACUUCCCCAUGGACCCCGGACUUGGCAAGGCAUUGAUAAUGUCUGCCGAACUUGGAUGCUCAGACGAGAUGCUCAGCAUUGUUGCGAUGAUCAGUGCCGUUCAGACGGUAUUCCACCGACCUAAGGACAAGCAGCAACAAGCCGACCAGAAGCGUGCGAGGUUCAAUGAUCCCGGUGGUGACCACUUGACACUUCUAAACGUAUACAACGGAUGGCGUGGUGCUGGACACAGUGACGCGUGGUGUUUCGAGAACUUCAUUCAACCACGAAACAUACGGCGAGCGGAGGAUGUUCGAAAGCAACUGGUCCAGAUCUUGGAGCGGCAUAAACUGCGCGUUGUGUCGUGCGGUCGUGACACACUCCGCGUGAGACAAGCGCUUUGCUCAGGCUUCUUCCGAAACAGCGCCCGCAAAGAUCCCCAAGAGGGAUAUAAGACGCUCGUGGAAGGCACACCAGUGUACAUGCAUCCAGCCAGUGCAUUAUUCGGCAAGGCGGCAGAGCAUGUCAUCUACCAUUCUUUGGUGGAGACGACGCGCGAGUACAUGCACAAUGUCACUGCGAUUGAGCCCAAAUGGCUUGUCGAGGCCGCGCCGACGUUCUUCAAAGUAGCUGGCAAGGACGGCACGCUCAGCAAGCGGAAGAAAGCAGAACGCAUCCAGCCAUUGCAUAACCGAUUUGCGGGCGAGGAUGAUUGGAGACUGAGCGCGCAAAGACGACAAGGUAGAGGUGGUGGAGGAACGUGGGGUUAGACAGAGAAGUAUUGAAUGAGAUGGACUCAAAACGUCAAUGUGUGUCGCUUCGUGCAAUGAGAGCCUCUAAAUCAAGCGGAGCUUGUCUAGUCAAUCUGUAUCUUAUUGUGCAAUCACGAGGAAGCGCGGAUUGGGAAGCGAAGACACUAGAUGUCAGCUUUCGUCCAAUCGCAACGUUCUGGUUGGUUGGUCAAGAAGUCCCACGACUAUUUGGUAGCAGGUCAAAAGUCGAGUGCCAGCCGUCACUCGGCGGCGCC
Messenger RNA from Neohortaea acidophila, 3929 nucleotides. RefSeq names its product P-loop containing nucleoside triphosphate hydrolase protein. Gene Ontology annotation, cellular component: intracellular anatomical structure; catalytic step 2 spliceosome. The transcript has a single exon. The record is from RefSeq and is a predicted model, not a curated record. Bases 82 to 3672 code for a protein of 1196 amino acids. Gene Ontology annotation, biological process: spliceosomal complex disassembly. Lineage: Eukaryota; Fungi; Ascomycota; Dothideomycetes; Mycosphaerellales; Teratosphaeriaceae. Gene Ontology annotation, molecular function: ATP binding; RNA binding.